GGCGAAGUUAUCUUGUUUUGGUUCCUCUUCCUCAUCAGAGCUCCGCCCAGCACCAGCUGCUUCUUUUCUUCUUCUGCAGAAAUGUUCGGCAGACUAGAUCCAGCACGCCGUGUAGAAACCCCCUACCGGUCAGACGAAGAACUGCAUUUAUUCCCUUUAUAUCGUUGUGCGGAGUCCAUUGCGAUGAAGAAAGACAGAAUAAUUGCUACAUCAGCUGGCAAGGAAAAGCAGCAGGAGGUCUCAGCAGCAGUUAGACAAAAUGGACAGACACUUGCAGACUUCAGCAGUAUCUACAGCAAAGAUCUGCUCCCAGCUGCAGGAGGCGAGGAGAUGACCAGAGCAUUCCUUCAGGAGCUGGUUAACAUCCUCUUGACCUACAUCAGCAAGUCCAGUCAGAGGAGCUCCAAGGUCCUUGACUUCCACCACCCUCACCAGCUGAGGGAGGGACUGGACGGCUUCAGCCUGGAGCUGCCCGACCAACCAGAUAAUCUGGAGCAGAUCCUGGUGGACUGUAGAGACACUCUCAAGUAUGGAGUCCGUACAGGACAUCCCCGUUUCUUAAACCAGCUGUCUUCAGGUCUGGAUGUGAUUGGUGUAGCAGGAGAGUGGUUAACCUCGGCAGCCAACACCAACAUGUUCACAUAUGAGGUGUCUCCUGUUUUCAUCCUCAUGGAGGAGUUUCUGCUGAAGAAGAUGCAAAGCAUUGUAGGAUGGUCUGAAGAUGUGGGAGAUGGAAUUUUCUGUCCAGGAGGCACAAUAUCCAACCUGUACAGCAUCUUGGUGGCCAGAUAUCACUUCUACCCGGAGGUGAAGACCAGAGGGAUGGGAGCUCUGCCCCGGCUGGCCCUCUUCACCUCAGAACAUAGUCACUAUUCAGUGAAGAAAUCGGCAGCCGUGCUGGGGAUGGGCUGCGAGAAUGUGUUCGUGGUGAAAUGUGAUGAAAGAGGGAAAAUGAUUCCUGUUGACCUCGAGUCUUCCAUUGUUGCAGCUAAAGAAAAGGGUUUGGUUCCAUUCUAUGUGAAUGCGACAGCAGGAACCACGGUGUACGGAGCCUUCGAUCCUCUCAACGCCAUCGCUGACAUCUGCCACAGACACACAAUGUGGAUGCAUGUUGAUGCAGCGUGGGGAGGAGGCCUUCUGAUGUCUGACAGACACAAGAUGAAACUACAGGGCAUUGAACGAGCCUGGUCCGUCACCUGGAAUCCUCACAAGAUGAUGGGCGUCCCUCUGCAGUGCUCUGCCAUACUGAUCAAGAAGAGGGGUCUCUUACAGGGGUGUAACGAGAUGGGGGCCGAUUACCUCUUCCAAACGGACAAACCCUACGAUGUGAACUACGACACCGGAGAUAAGAGCAUCCAGUGUGGCCGACAUCAGGACGUCUUUAAGCUUUGGCUCAUGUGGAAGGCAAAGGGCACAGAGGGAUUUGGAUCUCAGGUCAACAAAUGCUUGGAGAACGCAGAAUAUCUGUUCGAUCAGCUGCAGAGGAGGACUGACUAUGAACUGGUCUUCGAAAACAAACCGGAGCACAGCAACGUGUGUUUCUGGUACAUCCCCCCCAGCCUGAGGGGCCUGCAGCCUGGCACCGACAGAGACAUGAGGCUCCAUCAGGUGGCUCCUCGGAUCAAAGGCAGGAUGAUGGAGAAGGGCUCUCUUCUGAUUGGCUACCAGCCAUUGGGUACCAAAGUCAACUUCUUCAGGUGUGUGUUCUCCAACCCCGCCACACAACAGGAGGACAUCGACUUCCUGCUGGAUGAGAUUACCCGGUUGGGAGAGGACUUAUGACCUCUGAUAUGAUUAUUGGAUCUGCAGUUCUCCCUGGUAAUCGUUUUGAAGGAAAUGAGUGCACCAUUGUUUUACUGGGCCAUUAACAUCAUAUCCAUCUGCAGACAGUUUUCCGGCAUUGCCACUUUUGGUGUUCUCCCAGCAUCCCCAGCUAACGUGAGGAUGUUUGAAACAGUGACACUAUUUAUUAAUGUUUUCCAUGGUUAUACAGGGUCAUCUGGUGUGAGGUUUUAGAGUGAUCUUAAUCAAAUGAAUGUAACUGAAAAUACUUUUAAUUGUUUGUCUUGAUAUCCCUUAAGAUACUGUAGAGUAGAGGCUGUGAGAAUGACGCAGGCUUUGAAAAAAGUAAUUAAUUAAAAACAAAAAACACAAUAAUACGAUCACAGACGGAAAACAAAGACACAGGAAGUAAAACCAGACAACACACAAAGAAAACACAUUUCAAAGUAAAACAGGAAAUAUGAAACAC
Messenger RNA from Eleginops maclovinus (Patagonian blennie), 2251 nucleotides. It is a transcript of the gene gad3, whose product is annotated as glutamate decarboxylase 3. Gene Ontology annotation, biological process: GABA biosynthetic process. The transcript is spliced from 16 exons. NCBI's taxonomy places the organism in Eukaryota, Metazoa, Chordata, Actinopteri, Perciformes, Eleginopidae. The record is from RefSeq and is a predicted model, not a curated record. Gene Ontology annotation, cellular component: cytoplasm. Bases 82 to 1782 code for a protein of 566 amino acids. Gene Ontology annotation, molecular function: pyridoxal phosphate binding; glutamate decarboxylase activity.